AUGAAAUCGCUUGUGGUGAUAUUACUUUUGGUCGCAACGGUAUAUGUACCAUAUGCAGAAGGUGCCGCAAAUGCUACAACAGCUACAAGUAGGAGAGGCGGGAGUCACCUCCGGUACAAGACGAUUCUGGAUAUCAGUGGCAAUUCCUCAAGACGAGUCCGACAUGGUCGCAUCCUGACGUUAUCGGGCAACACGUGGGGCGGACUGGACGUGCCAUUGGCAGAUCGUCAAAAUACUCUGAAAACACGGUCGACGCAUUUCAUGUAUACCACCGUGGUCAGCUUUUUGGCCUGGAAACACAUUGUCAAUCGCGACGGAUCCGUUCUGCCGGAUUUGCCGUUAUGGCUGGAAGGAUGCGACGAUUUGCAACUCGACUAUGCCUCUCGGGACUCGCAGUUUUCGGCGCAAGUGGCAGUCCAACAACUCUUGCUGGAGAGUGCCAAUGAUGAUGAUAAAGACGGCAAAGCAGUACCGUUUGCCGUCAAUGGCGCCAUUUUCUCCAGUGUCUCUAUCCAGACCGAAAAGGUCAGUAGUGGACUCGAUAUCGCACAAGUGUCAGGCGGGUCUUCGUCGCAAUCACUCGACCAAAACCGAAUCUUUGCCCGCACCGUCAGUACCGAUGGCAGUCGCUCCGAUGCCAUGAUUACCUUUCUGAAGGAUCACUUAAACGCGACCCAUGUGGCCUGCAUUUACGUACAAAACGCAUGGGGGAACUCCUAUUUUGUCAACCUGUCGCGACAAGCCAAACGGUUGGGGGUCAAACUAUCCGGCUUUCCAUUCCUGAACAUUGAGGAAAAGGAGCGCAACGAACUCGAUGUCAAUGCCACCAUGGCCCGUCUCAAAGACUCGGGGCUCCGCUACGUCAUUGGCGUCUUUGCGGGGGAGAACGUCGACUUUAUGACGGCCGCAUACCGGUAUCACAAUGGCAUUGCCGGCAAUCAGGACUACGUCUGGCUCUUGAAUCUGGCCAAGGGAUACGAAAAACCCGACUUUGAAGUUUCCAAACAAACCAAUCCGGAAUUAGCCAAGGUCAUUGAUGGAAUCUUUUAUAUUAUUGAAGACAUUACCGAUCGACCGCAUGUCGAUGCCCUUUACGCACAAGUCGAUGCCUUUACCAACAGCACUCAACUCAAACGAGAAUUCCUACAAACCCAUGCGGAACCAGAGAUAUUUGACAACUUUUCCUUUCCUUAUCCCGCACUCAAAACACCUGUUUUGCACACCUUUUACGAUGCCAUGAUCAGUAUCGGACUGGCCGCCUGUCGCACUCCGGGACUCUUCACGGGGGAGGAACUCUAUCAUACCCUCCUACAUUCUCCUCCGUUUAUCGGUGCUUCUGGCAAUGUUACCUUCAACAAGGAAACGGGGACACGAGACAGUGAAACCAUUCGAUGGAAUAUCGGAAACGUCUUUUCAUCUCCACAAAAGUCCGACCAAAACUAUACUCGAUAUGAUGCCACCAUUGUGGCCACGGUCUAUGGUGGCCGCGCCCACGCGACAAAAAAGCCCCUCCCCGUCUUUUACGGCAACACGACGAUUCGACCCCCCGCGGUGCCGCCCAUUACAACAGACGGACAGCUCUUUGGCUGGAUCCUCGCCGCUGCCACCAUGGCAUUUAGUCUGGCGCUCUUGGCGUGGACUGUGUAUAAUCGGACCAUUUAUGCCAUUGCCACGGCGCAACCCAUCUUUCUGUGUAUUUUGUGCUGUGGGACCUUUGUCAUGAUGUCGGCCAUUAUUCCGCUCGGAAUUGUGCAGGGUGGUGGGAAUCUGGACCUGGAAUCCAUGAUGACUUCCUCAUCAAGCACGCCGUCGCCGUCGUUGGAUCGAGUCUGCAUGUCCAUCCCGUGGCUGGUCGUAUUGGGCUUUGUCAUUGCACUGUCGGCGCUCUCCUGCAAGACGUGGAGAAUCAACAAGCUAAUGGACUCUGGGUUGCAGAUGAGGCGGAUCCUGGUGACGGAGCGCGACGCCAUGUGGCAGUUCGCGGUUUACUUCCCCAGCAACGUCGCCAUGCUGGUGGCGUGGACAUUGUACCGACCGCUGCGGUACCACCGGAUCGCCGUCGACAAUGUGGAUCCAUUUGGUCGAAACUUGGAAUCCUACGGCACCUGCAAAUCCUCCGAUUCUCAAUUUCUCAUUUUCGUCAUUUCGAUCAUGGUGGUCGACCUGCUCGGUGUAGCGGUGGCAACUUACCAGAGCUAUAAGGCCCGCAAUCUGCCCACGGAAUUCUCGGAAUCUUCCUACCUGGCGCUCAGCAUGGCUUCCUUGGUGGAAUCCAUGGCCCUGGGCGUUCCGAUCCUCAUCAUGAGCCUGGACGAUCCGACGGCAUUCUAUAUCGUGUUCUCUCUGUUGCUGUGCGUCUUGGCCAUGACGAUAUUGCUUCCCAUUUUUGUCCCCAAGUUCUUGAACCGCAAUGCCACCCGACCCAAAAACAUGUCGCUGCUCUUGUCGCCUUCGGCCAGGAAUUUAAGGACGAAUGGAAGUGUUGCACUUUCUUCCUUUCUAAUGGCGAGUACGAAAUUUCGUCCCCCCAUGGAGGAGGAGGAGGAUCAGGAUCAGGCGCUACUACAGGCAGUGGAGGAAGAACCGGAGGAACGUGUAUGGGGGAAAAUGAGAGUGUAUAGAACGGAACAGGAGAAGCAAAAACGACGAGAAGGCAACGUGUCGGGAUCGUACCGAACGGAUGAGCAAAGAAGACGAGAAGGAGAAUCCAGGUCAAGAUCUGGAGAAAUUUCUGUCAGACCCCCGAGAUCCGCUCGACUGGCAACGGCAUCCCACAGCAAUACAGUUUCCUCGUUCGCUCUGAGAUCUGGAGAAAUGUCAGGGAGAUCUGGAGAAAUGUCAGCGAGAUCCGGAGAAACGAGAUCCGGAGACAUGUCGGCGAGAUCUGGUUUGAUGAGGGCGAGAUCUGGAGAACUGUCGGUGAGAUUCGCAGGAGUUGAAGAACCAGAAGGUUUAGACAGCGGUGUGCAAU
Messenger RNA from Seminavis robusta, 2971 nucleotides. The record is from the annotation of a GenBank genome assembly. Lineage: Eukaryota; Bacillariophyta; Bacillariophyceae; Naviculales; Naviculaceae.